AUCAUGGAAAUAUAUAUAAUUUUCAUUACUAGAUGUAUAUUUUUAAAGUUUUCUGAGUUGUGAAUAAAGCAGGCAGAUAUUGCUUUUUUUUAAAUGUUUUUUUUUUUCCUUUUUUGGUACCAGGGAUUGAACCCAGGAGUACCUUAUCAUGGAGCCACAUCUCAGCCCUUUCUUGUAUUUUAUUUAGAGACAGGGUCUCCUUAAGUUGCUGAGGCUGGUUUUGAACUCAUGAUCCUGCUGCCUCAGCCUCCCAAGUCACUGGGAUUACAAGCAGGUGCCACCAUGCCCGGCCAAAUAUUGAUUUUAUACUCAGAAUAAAUACUUUUCAAUAUAUUGGGAGCUUGGGAAGCUGUGAGGAUGGCCUUAAGCCUGAGCCUAAGCAACUCCAUUUCAAAAACUCCAAUUUGAAACCUGCAGUGUCACCAGGCACAGCCAACAGAUCCCUCCAGUAAGGCCACAAACACAUUACUUCCCCUCUCCCUGAUAAACAGAGUGAAGUCUCUGGCAGGCUGUCCUAGCCUGACAGGAGGGAAAGGGAAAAGAUCAGGGUAGAGACCACCAGACCAGAUGUUUCUGACCCCAGGGUAAAUGACGUCAUGGAGAAAUAUGGUGGUAGCUGAUAUGGAUUGAAAGGGGGGUCAAAAGCCCCCAAAUUUAGUAUAAAUAAUAGAGUUAAUGAAAAGGGAUUCAACCAGCUGAAACAAGGAUGUACUGGAGCUGGAGAGCCUAAUGAGGACCUGACAUCUCAUCACUUGUCAUCAUUUCUUGAUCCUCUGUGUGGUCCUCACGGCUCUCAAACUCUACCACCUCGUCUGGACCUUGGUGAGAGCCACAACUUCUCCAUACCGCCCUCUCCUCAACCAGUCUCCACUCCACACCAGGAAAAGCCUACCUUAGUUCUAGAUCUGAUCACCGUGGCCUGAGCGAGUGUGCAUCUGCUGGACAUAAAGCCUAAGGCUUACUUUUGAACUUAGCAUGCAGAGGGAAUGUCUGUCAUUAGCCUGUCAUGGUUAAGUGUGUUUGCAGUGCCUAGAAUUAAUCUAGAAUUAUUUUCAGUGAAUUAAUUAAUCUAGAAUUAUUUGCUGUGAAUUAUGCCCAUUGCAGUGACUAGCCUUAAGAAUUGUCGUUUUCUUGAUUAACAACCUAUAGUGUCAGCUCUCUGGAGGCAGCUAGCAGACUGGAGGCAGCUAGCACGAGGCUAGGGAGCGCUGAGCCGCCCGUUGUGCCCUGCGAUGCCCAGACUAGCGAACAAUACAGUCAGGAUGGCUAAACGUGACCCCAAGAAACCAAAGGGCAAGAUGUCUGCUUAUGCCUUCGUUGUGCAGACUUGCAGAGAAGAACAUAAGAAGAAAAAUCCAGAAGUCCCUGUCAAUUUUGCAGAAUUUUCCAAGAAGUGCUCUGAGAGGUGGAAGACAAUGUCUGGGAAAGAGAAAUCUAAAUUUGAUGAAAUGGCAAAGGCAGAUAAAGUACGCUAUGAUCGGGAAAUGAAGGACUAUGGACCAGCUAAGGGAGGCAAGAAGAAAAAGGACCCUAAUGCCCCCAAAAGACCACCAUCUGGAUUCUUCUUGUUCUGUUCAGAAUUCCACCCCAAGAUCAAGUCCACAAAUCCUGGUAUCUCCAUUGGAGAUGUGGCAAAAAAGCUGGGUGAGAUGUGGAAUAACUUAAGUGACAGUGAAAAGCAGCCAUACAUCACUAAGGCUGCAAAGCUGAAGGAGAAAUACGAGAAGGAUGUUGCUGACUAUAAGUCUAAAGGAAAGUUUGAUGGCACAAAGGGUCCUUCUAAAGUUGCCUGGAAAAAAGUGGAAGAGGAAGAGGAAGAAGAGGAGGAAGAAGAAGAAGAGGAGGAGGAGGAUGAAUAAAAAACUGUUUACCCGUCUUCUUGUAAAUACCUUAGAGUAGGGGAACGCCAUGAUUGACACAUCUUAUUUGAGAUGUGUCUGUUACUCUCAUUAGGUUUAAUUUCCGAAUUUGAUCACGAUCAUAUUGUAGUCUCUCAAAGUGCUCUAGAAAUUGUCAGUGGUUUACAUGAAGUGGCCCUGGGUGUCCAGAGCACUCUAAAACUGUAUCAAAGUUGUACAGAUUUCCAAACAUUUUUAAAAUAAAAAGGCACUCUCGUGUUCUCCUGACUCUGUGCACUUUGCUGUUGGUGUGACAAGGCAUUUGAAGAUGUUUCUGGUAUUUUUUUUUUAACUUGUAAGGUGGUGUUAACUAUAUGGUUAUUGGCUAGAAAUCCUCAGUUAUCAACUGUACAUAUAUAUAGUCUGUAAAAAGAACAAAACAACCGAGACAAACUCUUGAUGCUCCUUGCUUGGUGUUAAGGCUGUGGGGGGAAGAUGCCUUUUGGAGGGGCCGUAGCUCAGGGCCUGCACUGUGAGGCUGGACCUGUUGACACUGCAGUGGGCAUCCAUUUAGCUUUAGGUUGUCUUGUUUUUGUAUAUAGUGAUAUAGCAUUCUGCUGCCUUUCUUAGUUGUGGAAAAAGGGGGUCAGCUGGCAUGAGAAGUGUUUGAAUUUUUUUUAAUUAAGUUUGGUAGAUUUUAAACUUUGUUUUCAAGCAAACUGUAGAACUCUUCAUUGUCAGCAAAGAGCCACUGCAUCAAUGAAAGUUCCAGAACCUUCUGUACUUAAAUGCAAUUUGCAAUGUUAUGUUAUUUUUUUUGUAUGUUUAGAAUGCUGAAAUGUUUUUGAAGUUAAAUAAACAGUAUUACAUUAAAAAAAACCUAUAGUGUGAAAUUGUAUUGA
Marmota monax (woodchuck) is the source of this 2740-nucleotide messenger RNA. RefSeq names its product high mobility group protein B3-like. The record is from RefSeq and is a predicted model, not a curated record. Gene Ontology annotation, biological process: regulation of transcription by RNA polymerase II. The transcript has a single exon. Gene Ontology annotation, molecular function: DNA binding, bending. The coding region runs from base 1233 to 1859 and encodes 208 amino acids. Lineage: Eukaryota; Metazoa; Chordata; Mammalia; Rodentia; Sciuridae. Gene Ontology annotation, cellular component: nucleus.